Coniosporium apollinis CBS 100218 is the source of this 834-nucleotide messenger RNA. RefSeq lists its product as uncharacterized. The record is from RefSeq and is a predicted model, not a curated record. The transcript is spliced from 4 exons. Lineage: Eukaryota; Fungi; Ascomycota; Dothideomycetes. The coding region runs from base 1 to 834 and encodes 277 amino acids.
AUGCCAAAGCCACGUACCAAACGCGCAGCAGAAGAGGAGCUACAGCCUCCGGCCUCCUCCCGGUCACGCCGCUCCCAUGGCUCUGAUACUCAACGGCGUGGCAACGCGCGGCAAGUGAGCACCACCCUGGAAGAGGAGGAAGUCUCUAAGGAUGUGAACGCAGAGAGUCGAGGCGAGAAGGAUGCGCGCGCUAGCACCAAGACAGCACACGUACGAGGCGUCGCUCCGAGCAGCGAUGACGCACAUGUCGAGCAGUUUCGGCAGACUUUGCGUGCGGAGUCCGCAGCGCUGGACAAGUUGCUGCUAGACAAUGCGGACAGAGCCUCCGCCGCCACGACCACCUUUCGCACCACCAUCCACGCGCGCCUGUCUUCCGCCCUAACCCCCUCAACAACCCCCUCCACAGAAGGAGCGACGAUUAUCCUACAAGCUUCCCGUGCUCUGCUGGCCGACUACGACACCGCCGUCGCCACCUUCGCCUCAACCGCCUUGCCCAAUCUCUCUCCCGCUGCUCUCUCCGCGCAACAAGCGCGCUGGGAAGCCGACAAAAACGAAGUGCGGCGGCUGCUAGAGCUGGGGAGACGGGUGACGCUUACAAGGAUACGGCGGGGUUUGGGCGUUGAUAGCAGGGCUGAGGGAAGUGGCGAGGUUGGUGUCGGUGAGGAAAGGGAGUAUGAAGCAGUAGCCAAGGGGUUUGGGGAGCGAAGUGAGGCAGCCGGGGAAGGCGGCAAGAGAAAGGAGCUUGGUGGACUGGGGAUGGAUGAGACGCUGAGGUAUGCCGAGAGAGGUGUGAGGAGGCUUGUGAAGGGGUUGCCUAGGGAGGAAGAGGUGUGA